CUCCCUGAACACGCUGCCCGCUCUACCUGUCAUCGACGAUACCACACAACAAGAUGCCUUCAGACAAAUGCAUCGAGAGUUGAUCUACUUGGCGGCGCACCUGUACUUCGCCAUCAACAACACCGACCACACUAACACCUUUUGCAGCCACGAGACGAGUCAGUUCAGCCUUCACCUCAGGCGGCUGACGGGGAUGCUAGAGAACCUACUGUGUCGGCUGACGGUGAUGAUAAACAACAGGGAACAACUGACGCCGGUCCUGGAGGAGGUAACAACACUGCACUUGUUGCAUGAAGCCUCCUGUGGGGGCCGACGCCUGUGGAUGUGUAUCUUGAUCUCCCGCACCCGCCGCGCCCUCGUCAUGAUGCGCGGAGUGCUUCAGAAUGGACACAACAACUCUCCUAUCAACAACGAUAUCAAUGUGGUGACGACACAGCGUAAGAGGUUUUCCCGUAGGAGGGGAGUAUCAUCUCCUCGUCAGGGGAGCCACUUGGGGUACCUCCGUCGGCGUACCUCUACAGCCUUCCUGGUUGCUCUUCAACAUUAUCUCACCCACGAAUACCCAAGCGACCCUCGACCUUCCUCCUACAUUCGCGGAGCUUCAAGAUACACCACCAUUCACGGAUUCUCCAACGCUUCAAAUUCCUCCCCCAACAACCUCGAUGGCUCCUCCAACACCCCUGGUUACUUCAGCCCCCCAGAGGCAUACAACGAUCUUAGUCUUUACAGGAACCCAAGAUUCUAUAACCCUCUGGACUAUGUUAAUACUUCUUCAGGUAUACCCAGCAAGCAUAACAGCUCUGGUCUCUCCAAUAUCAACAAUGUGUUCAGCUCCAUGGUGUCUCCUAACAAUCUUGACUACACCAAAACUGUGUACCCGUCAGACGUUCAUCUCCCUCCCGACACUGACAUCUCUCUGCACAGUUACUCCGACGUCCAUAGCGCCCUCACCGCCCCGGACUACCUAACUCUCAGGGGUUACUUUUACAAUCAGUUUCGUUCCAAGACUCAGGAUUAUUCAUCAGAUACCCCCAGCUACUACUCCAACACUCCCCUCAAAUACUCCAACAGCUUGAACCCAGUCUCCAGAAAUCCUACCACCUACUCCAACAUUCCCAUCUACUCCAGCGUGUCCGAGUAUUAUGAUACCCCUAGUCAAUCCAUCAACCCCAGAAUUUGAGUCUCAUAGUGUUGAUAGACCUUAAAACAGAAGAAGAAACAGAGACGUCCCAAUAACAGAUCCAAUUACCUUAUAGUGUCGACAAAUCCCGAAUAAUGAAAACAAUUCUUACACCUUAAACUCUGAUCUCGAGUUUACAAGUGGAGUUUGGAGACACCUAUAUAAUUCUACCAGUUGAGGACAUGUACGUGGGGUUAUGAGCAGAUAAUAACAGGUUUGGAUUCUUUUGUUUAUAAAUUAAGUCAAUUAAUUCAGGAUCCUGUUAGAAUUCACGUAUCGCCCCAGACUCUAUACUGUACA
Molecule: messenger RNA, 1480 nt
Organism: Homarus americanus (American lobster)
Lineage: Eukaryota; Metazoa; Arthropoda; Malacostraca; Decapoda; Nephropidae
Exons: 4
Coding region: 68-1180 (370 amino acids)
Source: RefSeq, a predicted model, not a curated record